GUAUAAUUUCUCUAUAUUACAUUUCAAUAAGCACGUUGCAAUCCACCAUAAGCUAUGACGUGCCUGAUUACGAAAAUCAAUGAGACAAUUAGCAAUCCUACGGUUUAUUCCUACUUGAAGCAAAUUUACUAACUUAUACACUAAUGCAUAUCACGGAAAAUAGAGACGCUUUAGUAAAUGUUGAAGAUGCGAACAGCGCUUCAAAAGCCCUCAUCAUCGAGUCAAAACACACUUACAAGCUGACAAGUGAAUGGAAACAGCCAAAGCUGAAUGGAAACCCACAUAAUGUUAAAGUGCGGAUAAUCGCAGCCGGAUUGAACACCAUCGACUAUAAGUCUGUUGAUUACAACUUCAACCUGCCCCAGUAUCCCUGGACACUAGGCAGGGAAGCAAGUGGCAUCGUUAUCGAAGCAGGUGCAGAGGCUAGUAAAACUCUCAGCGUGGGCGAUCGCGUAUGGGUUUCGACAUACUACAAGUAUAUCGAUGGUGGCGUAUUCCAGGAGUAUAUUGUAGUACCGAGCCAUACCGUCAUUAAAAUACCUUCUACUAUAACCUAUGACAAGGCAGCUACUCUCGGUGUUACUGCAUUAACGGCGUCUAUGACUCUUCAUCAUUAUUUCAACAUAUCUAUAGAUGCCAAUACCCCUGAUAGCUUACUUGUAUGGGGUGCCAGUACCGUUACUGCGCAGUUCAUCAUUCAAUUAGCCGUACGUUCCGGAAUGAAUGUUUACGGUGUGGCAUCAGAGACAAACCUCAAAUUAGUCGAGAGUCUUGGUGCUAUUCCGAUAUCGCGCUCAAACAAGACAUACGAUGAAAUUGUCGAUGAAGUGAACGCUGUCUCGAAUAAUUCCAUCAAAUACGUUGCUGACUUGAUCGGUAUUGAGUCGUCGAAUGCAGCAUUACGUUUACUAAAAAGAGGCGGCGUUAUAGCGCCACUAGCAAGUAUGACACUUGGAAAGGAUGCCAAAAUACCCGAUGGUGUGGAUGUCAAAAUUAUAGAAAUGAAAAGGUUUAUACUUGACAGCAGUUACAAAUGGCAUGCAGACUACCUCAAUAAGCUGAUACAGGCGAACGAAUUGGUAUUCCCUGCUAUUGAAAUACUCAACGGAUUUGAGAGCAUCCAAACAGGUUUGGAUAGACUAAAGCAAGGCAAUAUGAAC
Wallemia mellicola CBS 633.66 is the source of this 1160-nucleotide messenger RNA. RefSeq names its product GroES-like protein. Gene Ontology annotation, molecular function: oxidoreductase activity, acting on NAD(P)H. The transcript is spliced from 4 exons. Lineage: Eukaryota; Fungi; Basidiomycota; Wallemiomycetes; Wallemiales; Wallemiaceae. The annotation marks the transcript as partial. The record is from RefSeq and is a predicted model, not a curated record.